Messenger RNA from Galeopterus variegatus (Sunda flying lemur), 1447 nucleotides. RefSeq names its product glycolipid transfer protein. The record is from RefSeq and is a predicted model, not a curated record. Gene Ontology annotation, biological process: intermembrane lipid transfer; ceramide transport. Lineage: Eukaryota; Metazoa; Chordata; Mammalia; Dermoptera; Cynocephalidae. Gene Ontology annotation, cellular component: cytosol; cytoplasm; membrane. Bases 53 to 682 code for a protein of 209 amino acids. The transcript has 5 exons. Gene Ontology annotation, molecular function: ceramide 1-phosphate binding; ceramide 1-phosphate transfer activity.
CGUGGACGCCCGCGGCGCCGGCUGGGGCAUCACCGCGGGCCUCGACCCCGAAAUGGCGCUGCUGGCCGAGCACCUGCUGAAGCCGCUGCCCGCGGACAAGCAGAUCGAGACCGGGCCCUUCCUCGAGGCGGUGUCCCACCUGCCGCCCUUCUUCGAUUGCCUUGGGUCCCCAGUGUUUACUCCCAUCAAGGCGGACAUAAGUGGCAACAUCACGAAAAUCAAAGCUGUGUAUGACACCAACCCGGCCAAGUUCCGGACCCUGCAGAAUAUCCUGGAGGUGGAGAAAGAAAUGUACGGAGCAGAGUGGCCCAAAGUGGGGGCCACGCUGGCGCUGUUGUGGCUGAAAAGAGGCCUCCGUUUCAUCCAGGUCUUCCUGCAGAGCAUCUGUGACGGGGAGCGGGACGAGAACCACCCCAACCUCAUUCGAGUCAACGCCACCAAGGCCUACGAGAUGGCCCUCAAGAAGUACCAUGGCUGGAUCGUGCAGAAGAUCUUCCAGGCAGCGCUGUAUGCGGCACCCUAUAAGUCUGACUUCCUGAAAGCGCUCUCCAAGGGGCAGAACGUGACGGAGGAGGAAUGCCUGGAGAAAGUCCGCCUCUUCCUGAUCAACUACACAGCCACCAUUGAUGUCAUCUAUGAGAUGUACACUAAGAUGAAUGCUGAGCUCAACUACAAGGUGUAGGCAUGCCCAGUAGCAGGCUCGCCCCCGGCACAUGCCACUCGCAGAAACAGGCAAACCCGAAUCACUGUGAAUCAAGCCGGCCCGCUGCCCCUGGCCUACAUCCCCCAGAGCGGCCCAGAGUCCAGCCAGGGUCUUCAGGGAAUGGCCCUGGUUUCAUGAAAGUUUUUUUUUUUUUUUUUUUUUUUGUCUAUUCUAAUGGAGCAAUAAGUAACAAUCCUACUUCCAAAUCUCCUUUGGAUUUCACAAUAGCACAGACUGACUUUACACCUUCAUUUCAGUGUGGUAAAAAUCUAUUAAUGUUUCUAAUGAAUCAAGUCCUAGGGUUUUUUGUUUUUGUUUUUUCCCUCCUGUGUAGCACAGCUUUAGGGCAAUGGUGUCAUACACCUCAUUGUAAAAAUAAGCACAUGUCCUUAUAAAGAUCUCACUGAAUGCUGUUUUAGGUAUGUUAAAGACUAUGAAGUGUUUGAUUUGAAAUUAUGCAGGGCCCCUAUUGUGGGAUUUUUUUUAAAAAGCAAACUUGUGUGCAUUAUGUGGUUUGCAGAGCCUAACCUCACAGCACUGUCAUUAUAAAUCCUACUCUUUUUGACUGUCUUGACUGACAGUUUUUUUUAUAGCUGAAACCAACCAGCAAGGCUUUGAUGACCAAGAGGCAUUUCUUUUAAAGCUAUUGGACACAAACAAUUGACUGUAGGUGACUGUACUGUAUUUGCAUUCUUCCACAUAAUUGUUUUCUUCAGGGACAGCUUUUCCAACCUAAGGAACUAC